AAAGCCAACCCCACCAUCCCGCAUCAUUCAUCUUUAAGCAUCGGCGACUUUUAAGGCUGCGUGACCUUCUCAUCUCUUCAUACCAAUUCAAUCACGUCGCAUUUUAAGCAUCAUAUCGCCACCACCCAUAGAGGCACGGAGGACAUCCGAUAGCAUCUCUGGUCUACCAAAGAGGAUAUUUCUUUACUCAAUACCUAUUGUAUCACACGGAAAAUGGGUGCCAAAAUCCCCCGGAAUUUCCGUCUCCUAGAGGAGUUAGAAAAGGGAGAGAAGGGUCUUGGAGCUGAGGCUUGCUCCUACGGCUUAGACAACCCCGAAGAUCUUCUCAUGUCCGACUGGAACGGCACUAUUCUAGGCCCCCCUCACAGCGUACACGAGAACCGAAUCUACUCCGUCAAGAUGCACUGCGGUGACCAAUACCCGGACAAGCCACCUACCAUCCAAUUCGUCAGUCAAGUCAACCUACCGUGUGUCAACCAGAAGAAUGGAAUGGUCGAUCCUACCCAACUACCAUGCCUGGCAAACUGGAAGCGAGAGAACACCAUGGAGACAAUUCUCAUCGAGCUUAGAAGAUACAUGGCAUCGAGCCAGUGUAAGAAGCUGCCUCAACCACCUGAGGGAUCGGUCUACUCUUAGGACGAAGGUAGAAACGAACCUCAGCUGGAACCGAGGCCCGACACAACAGAAACAAGCAACCCGGGACCCCCCAUGGGAUACCCUUGGCAGAUCACAGGGGGAGUCUAAUGCGAUACAACUUCGUUGAUUAUUCGCAGUGCACUCAUAUUUGUACUCAUUUGACGAACUUGCCACAUCAUAACGAGAUUAGAUUCAUGAGCAGAAGGGCAUCAAUUCGACGAGGUAAGAGGGUUGGCUUGGAGUUUAGGCAUUAGCAAUUAAGAAAUUCAACAAAUUCUUCCUUCAGAGUAUUGACCUAACAAUCGCAAUACAUGCGACGCAGAUUAUAACUGGUAGAGCUGUGAUAAUACCCUUGAAGAUACUGAGUUAUACGUAUUAUAGGGGACUCAUUUAGAUACACGCACGUGAUCGCGCGAAGCUAAAUCGGUGCGGAAAUCGUUCCGCUGUUUAAUUGAAAAUUUCCCAAAUUCAAU
This is a messenger RNA of Hypoxylon trugodes, 1109 nucleotides long. Its product is annotated as UBC-like protein. The transcript has 4 exons. Gene Ontology annotation, cellular component: nucleus. NCBI's taxonomy places the organism in Eukaryota, Fungi, Ascomycota, Sordariomycetes, Xylariales, Hypoxylaceae. Gene Ontology annotation, biological process: protein K63-linked ubiquitination; DNA damage tolerance. The coding region runs from base 214 to 636 and encodes 140 amino acids. The record is from RefSeq and is a predicted model, not a curated record.